Gavialis gangeticus (Gharial) is the source of this 3437-nucleotide messenger RNA. It is a transcript of the gene RNF149, whose product is annotated as ring finger protein 149. The record is from RefSeq and is a predicted model, not a curated record. The transcript has 11 exons. Lineage: Eukaryota; Metazoa; Chordata; Crocodylia; Gavialidae. The coding region runs from base 1 to 1236 and encodes 411 amino acids.
AUGCAACACAGUGCCGAGCGCAUCAGCUCACAUGUGGAGCAGACUCGAUUAAUUAACUCUGGUGUGUCGCACCAUGAAAAGGGCUGCGCCGCCGGCACCGACUACGACGUGCCGCAGCCGCCGCGCCCCGCCGCCGCCCUGGAGCCGCCCUGGAUCGCGCUGGUGGCCCGCGGCGGCUGCACCUUCAAGGACAAGGUCACCAACGCGGCCCGGCGCCGAGCCGCCGCUGUCGUCAUCUACAACGAGCCGCGCUUCGGCAACGCCACCGUCUCCAUGUCCCACCUCGGAACAGGGAAUACAGUAGUAAUUAUGGUUGGCUAUCCAAAAGGAAUAGAGAUUUUGGAACCAGUUCGAAGAGGAAUUCCAGUAAAAAUGACCAUUGGUGUUGGGACGCGACAUGUGCAGGAGUUCAUCAGUGGACAGUCGGUUGUGUUUGUAGCCAUUGCCUUCAUCACCAUGAUGAUUAUAUCACUAGCUUGGCUCAUAUUUUACUACAUACAACGUUUUCUGUAUACUGGGUCACAAUUUGGAAACCAGGGCUACAGAAAGGAAACCAAGAAAGUGAUCAGCCAGCUUCAGCUGCAUACUGUUAAACGUGGAGACAAGGGUUUAGAUGUUGAUGCAGAAAAUUGUGCUGUGUGCAUUGAAAACUAUAAACCAAAAGAUACUGUCCGAAUUCUACCAUGCAAGCAUAUUUUUCAUAGGAUAUGCAUUGACCCGUGGCUGGUGGACCACAGAACUUGUCCAAUGUGCAAGCUAGAUGUCAUCAAAGCUCUGGGAUACUGGCCUGGUUGGCUUUUGUUUACCUACUUUAUUAUGAAGGGUGACCCUGAAGAUGCAUUUGAAGUUCCAAUACCUGAAUCAAUAAGUGGCAGUGUUUCCCUUGGAAGUUUGAGCAUUGCUUUGCAAGAAGAUGGCCGAAAUGAAGUGUGUGGUCUACAUGGUUUCAACUUUACCAUAUGUCAAUUGGGGAUAGAUAAGAGUGCAAUACUGGAGAGCAGACUCGUGGUUUUGAGAGUUCCUUCUAUCAUCUGUGGUUGUCAUGAAAGGCUUUCCGCAGCAAAUUUUAAUGUCUGCAGGUUAGUUACCCCUGGUAUCCCACAGACACCCUGCUCCCCUGUGACUUUUGUCCUAAGAGGGAAGGGAGUGAGUGGCUGGUUCCCUGAUAGCUCACUUGACAUGGAUGGCAGUAAUAGUCGGCAUGGAGAACAUCUGUCUAAUGGAAAUUCCCACUGAAUGGCUUCACUGAAGACAUUUUUAAAUUAGACUGUGAAAGAACUACUUUAUUUUUUAUUUAAUUAGUAUGAACUUUUGUCUAGUUGGAAAAAUAACAAUGUACAUUGUUUUACCUUUCAAACUUUUCUAGUUUGUGUUCCAAAAGGGCUAACAAGACAAUUUUGUACAAAGAGGAUUUUUUUUAAAUUUCCUCUGUUGAUCUUAUGAAAGAUGCAAUAACCCUGUUGCUGUAACAAUUACUAGAGUUGUACUCCAGGGGACUCAAAAACUAGGAAGAGAGAACAGACUGUAAAAAGUCUAAUGCAUAAAUAUAUUGGGUACAUUGUUUACACUUGGCAUGUAGAUGCAGUUGAGCACUUACAGCACUACAUUUGAUUAAAUCAUACUUUAAAAAUUCAGAUUAAAAUUUGCUGCAACUAGAGGUGGAUGGCUUUCUUUAAAUAAUCUCUCACUAUAGAUUAGACAGGAAUCAAGUUUUGGGGUAUUACAUUUGAUGAAAAAUAAUCUAUUUAAAUUUUCCUUAUAUAAAUAAAGACUGAUAGCUCUUACAGUGUAUUCCACCUCAGAGCAGAAUACAUAACAUUUUCCAUCUCAUUAACUUUUAUACCAAACUGGUCAGUAACAUGUUGGUUUUCAGUACCUGCUGGACAGUCUUGACAUGCUGAGCGUAUAGACUUGCUUAGCAUGCGCAUCAGUUACCUCUAUUUUAAUCUUUAACUCAGUUAAAUAGAAAAGGGCUAACUAUGGCUAGGAAAUGUAUUUAUUAAUCUAUUUAUGAGAUUUCAUGGAUUUCCCUUUUAAGCCCCCCUUAUUCCUUAUGCACACACUGGAAGCAAGAUCUAUAUAACAUUAGAGGGUUUUGCUCUUUGUCCAAGAAGCUAAACAUUUUUCUUGUGGGCAUUUCCCAUUUAAUAGUUUAAAUGGAUUUGUCACUAGUUUUUAUUCCUUUGCUAGAGUAGCAGUAUUGUGCCUUAUUGGAAAGGGCAGGGGGCACUAAAUCUGAAGCACCGGACUAAAUAAAAACCCCUACAUCUUCGUUUUAUUCUCCUAUUCAGAUACUUGCAUGCUGUAGAUGGUAUAAGGCAAUGCUAAACUCAUUUUGUAAAGAAUUAUGUACAGUUACAACACUAUCUUUAUAGUGUUAAAUGACUUAGGAUUUUAGUAUUGUCAUGUUAUAAAUGACGUGGUACAUUCCUCAUACUUUUUUGUAAGUAGCUACUGCAGGUUGCUUAAAAUGGUGUCUCCUGCUAGAUGUGUUUUAAAGUGCAUUUUGUUUCUAAGAUAACAUGUAUUUGGAAUGUUUUUAAGAAAAUGCCCACUUUUAAAAUUUUUGUUGUGGGUCAGUUGCAGAAGUAAGUUGUUUGAUGUGGUGUGUGCAUGUUGUGUUUUAUGUUUUGUUUUUAAUUUUAGAAUGAAUGUUCCAAAAAUAAAGGGGCUUUUCAAAGAGAAGAAAAAUGAGCAUUUAGUAGAGUGAACAGUUGAGCCUCAAAUAUGAAUAUUUUGAAAAAAUAUUCAUGAUUUGCCUCUCUUCGUGAUAGGAACAUCAUUCAUUUAAGAUCUAAUGGAACAACUACUAGGGUUCACCUUUCUUAUGUCAACACAAAUAUUGCACCUUCUGGUGUCUUUAUUUUAUAAGAAUCAAAUGAAGGAGUGGAAUAUUUACUGACUGGCAAUACCAUUUGCACACACCUCCCCUUGAUUCAUAGGAACCACUAUGCCUCCAAACAAGGUCAUCAAUAUAUCCAGAACAGUCUCCUCUGAGGCUUUUCCAUCCGUAUCGACACAAAGUUGAACAUUGAUUAAUCAGGACUGUGAGGAUCAUCAAUCAGAAGAAGCCUGAAGGAGUUAUCAGCUGAAGUCUUGUGAUGCAUGGUAUGAAGAUUCAGAAGCUGGAAUUCUAGAUUAAAAGAUGCACAAAUCCAAGUUUUAUUCCAUCUGGGUAUCAAUAUCAAUUCAUGGAUUUUUAUUUAUUUAUGGCAUUCUUUAUUUGGAACUGUGAUCAGUAGGAAAUCUUUAUGAACACAUGUACCUGCCUAUGUAAGGGACAGAUGCAUCAUCUGGAAACUUCAAGCCUAUUCAUACUUGAAUUGGACUUAAAUAUAGUUCACUGUGUAGAUAUAUUGCCUAUGCUAUGUCUAUCAGACAAUGAUAAUACCAUUUUUUCUAUCUACAAAAAAGGAUAAGAAAUUGGCAUUUCCACU